AUGGCACAAAGUCAACAUCCCAUCAUCGUGCUUGGCGCCGCAAAUGUUGGCGACGCCAAGGCGGACAAGUUGGUUAAAUAUGAUACCCCUGAAGAAGUCAAAGCCUUCCUCGAUACCUUCUAUGAGCGGGGUGGGCGCCAUCUCGACACAUCCCGUAAUUACUCGCCUGGAGCACCAGGCUCGUCCGAGCCCCGUCUCGCAGCAGCAGACGCCGGGUCCCGCUUCAAUAUUGACACAAAGGUUCUCGGAAUUCCUGGUAGUGGGCCCUUCCACACUGCUCGGCAGAUCAAGGAAAGCAUUGAUGCUUCCGUCGCGGACCUCAAGCUACCGGAGGGCGCCAAGAUUGACAUCAUGUACCUGCAUGUGCCUGACCGUGAGACGCCGUUCGAGGAGGCAUGCGGAGCCAUCAACGAGGCUCAUCAGCAAGGCAAAUUCAAGCGAUUCGGGUUAUCGAACUACACCUCCGACGAGGUUGAAAAGAUAGUAGCCAUUUGCAAGGACAAGGGCUACGUCGUCCCGACCGUCUACCAAGGGCAAUACAACCCUCUGGUCCGGAGCGGGGAGGACACUCUGUUCCCAGUCUUGAGGAAGCAUAAUAUCGCAUUCUAUGCGUACAGCCCGGCGGCCGCAGGUGUCUUCGUGGGGAAUCAGAAGACAGCGCAGUCUGGCAGUCGGUUCGACAGCUCUCACCAUGUUGGGCAGCUCUAUGCAGGCUUCUACUCCAGGCCCAAGGUCGCAAUUGCUGCGGACCAUGCCAAGGAGGUAGCUGCCAAGCACAACAUCAACGGCCACGCGGCUGCUCUCCGAUGGACCACCUUCCACAGCAUACUAGACCGGGCCAAGGGCGACGCGGUCAUCAUCGGCGCUUCCAGUGUUGCCCAGCUUUCUACAAACCUGGACAUCAUUGACCAAGGCCCGCUUCCACAAGAGCUGGCGGAGGUCCUCGAUAACGUCUAUGGACAGCUUGGGGACGAGGCCAUCGAAUAUCACAUGUAA
This is a messenger RNA of Diaporthe batatas, 996 nucleotides long. RefSeq lists its product as uncharacterized. Lineage: Eukaryota; Fungi; Ascomycota; Sordariomycetes; Diaporthales; Diaporthaceae. The coding region runs from base 1 to 996 and encodes 331 amino acids. The record is from RefSeq and is a predicted model, not a curated record. The transcript has 3 exons.